[Torrubiella] hemipterigena is the source of this 1066-nucleotide messenger RNA. The record is from the annotation of a GenBank genome assembly. NCBI's taxonomy places the organism in Eukaryota, Fungi, Ascomycota, Sordariomycetes, Hypocreales, Clavicipitaceae.
CGAGACCUCUGAAAACAGCGUGAUGCAACAGCGUGUGCAUUCAAGCACUUCUCACCACAAUCAUCGCCAAUUGAUCCUGUAAACAUCGUCGAACACCAUUUUCUCACAAGAAUUGACGUUUACUCUUCUAUUUGAUCAUCGAAAAGCAUGGCAACGGCGCGCUCACUUCGCGGGGGUUGCCACUGUGGACGGAAUCAAUAUGCCAUUGCAAUCCCCGAUGACGGCAUGGAGCACGCCCGAGUACACUUCAAUACCGAUUCCGAUCAUCGAGCAUCAUUAGCUACCCCGCUGGCGGCGUUUAUCCGCGUUCCCCUCACAUGGUACCAAAGCACGACCUACGCCUUUUUCCCCGAUGAGACGCACUCCUCUAUCCGAAGAGUAUACGAACACCUAAAUGGGGAGGAAAAUGAGCUACAAAGGGUCACAAAGAAACAUUUUUGCGGCUACUGCGGCACACCGCUGUCGUUUUGGUCUGAAGAACCGCCUUCCGAAGCCGACUUCAUCCACCUCACACUAGGCAGUCUUGACCAGGGCGACCUACAGGAUCUCGAAGACAUGGGUCUUAUUCCCGGAGAUUCGGAUGACGACACUCUAACGGGCGAUGAAACAAAAGACGAACCACAGGGAGGGACUGUAGAAACCAGUGCAGACUCCAAGCGAGAGACUAGCGCGCUGCGCCAAACAUUUGGGGUAUCUUGGCUCGACACAAUGAUGCGAAAUACGAAGUUGGGGAAGCUCCGCCAUAGCCAUGGAGGUCACACCUCAGACGAUGGCAAUGUUCAAGUUAGCUGGGAGGUGGUAGAGUUCACUGAUGGUGGCGAUCAGGAUACUGAUAUGGAAACACUCUCGACAGCCACGAAGCGCAAAUUAGACGACAGAUAUGAAUAGAGGGCAAAAGUUGGGUCACUGCUUUGGGAGAUAGACGUUUACGGUUAUUAUGUCGCUCUUGUAUUUUGUUUAGCUUAGGUGUUAACAUGGUUGCUUUUCUCUGCUCUGAGCCUGACAUUGUUGCUGACAGUAAUCAUUGAUUAUGGAUUAUGGCUCUCUGACGUCAAGCCAGUCGUAC